Sorex fumeus (smoky shrew) is the source of this 2505-nucleotide messenger RNA. RefSeq names its product 3'-phosphoadenosine 5'-phosphosulfate synthase 1 (gene PAPSS1). The transcript has 12 exons. NCBI's taxonomy places the organism in Eukaryota, Metazoa, Chordata, Mammalia, Eulipotyphla, Soricidae. Bases 60 to 1934 code for a protein of 624 amino acids. The record is from RefSeq and is a predicted model, not a curated record. Gene Ontology annotation, molecular function: sulfate adenylyltransferase (ATP) activity; adenylylsulfate kinase activity; ATP binding. Gene Ontology annotation, biological process: 3'-phosphoadenosine 5'-phosphosulfate biosynthetic process; sulfate assimilation.
CUUGCCUCUGCUGCAGCCCCCCGCGGGCUCCGGGCCCCGACACCCGCGCGCUCCGCACCAUGGAGGUUCCGGGAAGCCUGUGCAAGAAAGUCAAGUUGGGCAACAACGCGCAGAACUGGGGCAUGCAGCGGGCCACUAACGUCACCUACCAAGCCCACCACGUCAGCAGGAACAAGCGAGGCCAGGUGGUCGGCACCCGGGGCGGCUUCCGAGGCUGCACGGUUUGGCUAACAGGUUUGUCUGGCGCAGGGAAGACCACGGUAAGCAUGGCACUGGAGGAGUACCUGGUGUGCCACGGCAUCCCGUGCUACACCCUGGAUGGUGACAAUAUCCGCCAGGGCCUCAACAAGAACCUCGGCUUCAGCCCCGAGGACAGAGAAGAGAACGUCCGCCGUAUCGCUGAGGUUGCCAAGCUGUUUGCAGACGCGGGCCUGGUGUGCAUCACAAGUUUCAUUUCUCCCUAUGCGCAGGAUCGCAACAAUGCGAGGCAGAUCCACGAGGGUGCAAGCUUACCCUUUUUUGAAGUGUUUGUUGAUGCCCCCCUGCACGUGUGUGAACAGAGAGAUGUCAAAGGGCUCUACAAGAAAGCCCGGGCCGGAGAAAUCAAAGGUUUCACCGGGAUCGAUUCCGAGUAUGAAAAACCCGAGGCCCCGGAAUUGGUGCUGAAAACAGACUCCUGCGACGUCAAUGACUGUGUCCAGCAGGUCGUGGAGCUUCUGCAGGAGCGGGAUAUUGUACCCGUGGAUGCCUCUUACGAAGUCAAGGAGCUGUAUGUGCCAGAGAAUAAACUUCACUUGGCGAAGACAGAUGCAGAAACCUUACCAGCACUGAACAUUAGUAAAGUGGACAUGCAGUGGGUCCAGGUUCUGGCUGAAGGUUGGGCCACCCCGCUGAAUGGCUUCAUGAGGGAGCGGGAGUACUUGCAGUGCCUUCACUUCGACUGUCUUCUGGAUGGGGGUGUCAUUAACUUGUCGGUGCCCAUCGUUCUCACGGCCACUUGUGAAGACAAAGAGCGACUGGAUGGCUGCACGGCCUUCGCCCUGGUCUACGAGGGCCGCCGCGUGGCCAUUCUCCGCAACCCGGAGUUCUUCGAGCACCGGAAGGAGGAGCGUUGCGCCCGGCAGUGGGGGACCACCUGCAAGAGUCACCCCUACAUCAAGAUGGUCAUGGAGCAAGGUGACUGGCUGAUCGGGGGAGACCUUCAGGUCUUAGACCGGAUUUAUUGGAAUGACGGCCUUGACCAGUAUCGCCUUACCCCCACGGAACUGAAGCAGAAGUUUAAGGAUAUGAAUGCUGAUGCCGUGUUCGCCUUUCAGCUCCGCAACCCGGUGCACAAUGGGCACGCGCUGCUCAUGCAGGACACGCAGAAGCAGCUCCUGGAGCGCGGCUACCGGCGCCCCGUGCUGCUGCUGCACCCGCUUGGGGGCUGGACCAAGGACGACGACGUCCCCUUGCUGUGGCGCAUGAAGCAGCAUGCGGCCGUGCUGGAUGAGGGCGUCCUGGACCCCGACUCAACUGUGGUGGCCAUCUUCCCGUCCCCCAUGAUGUAUGCCGGGCCCACCGAGGUCCAGUGGCACUGCCGAGCACGGAUGGUCGCAGGAGCCAAUUUCUACAUUGUUGGACGGGAUCCGGCUGGUAUGCCUCAUCCGGAUACCGGGAAGGAUCUCUAUGAGCCCUCUCACGGCGCCAAAGUGCUGACGAUGGCCCCUGGCCUCAUCACCCUGGAGAUCGUUCCCUUCCGAGUAGCAGCUUACAACAAGAAAAAGAAGCGCAUGGACUACUACGACUCCGAACACCAUGAAGACUUUGAGUUUAUUUCUGGAACACGGAUGCGCAAGCUUGCCCGAGAGGGGCAGAAACCUCCAGAAGGUUUCAUGGCACCCAAGGCCUGGACGGUGCUGGUGGAAUACUACAAGUCUCUGGAGAAGGCCUAAGCCGGGGACCCCAGCAGCUGCCACGUCACUGAGACCUGGAAGGACCAUGGGCCGCCAUUGGCAUCUCUUUGUGGUGGCCUCCAUCUGUACACUCACCCCAAAAAACAGACCCGUUUCCUUAACUAGCACAGUUUGGUCUGCCUUAUGAAUUCUUUGGAACUUGUGUAACACUCUGUUGGUUUUAAUGUAUCUUUUCCACUUACUUAGUUAAUAUUCCUACAACGCAAUUUUAAAAUCUUGUCUUUUUUAUAUUGUAUUUAUGCUUCUGUCUCAUAAUUUUUUCAAACUUUUUUCUUAGUAUAGUAUAAUUAAUAGUAUAAACAGUGAGUCUCACUAUUGCUUCUUGGUUAAAAAAAAGGGCUGAAAUCCACUAAACAAGAAACAUGGCGAAAUGGCAGGAAUUGUACAUCUGUAGCGAUUAGAUUUUGUUUUUCUACAUUGAAACUACAAACUCUCUUCUUCCUUGCAACCAGCUAGUGAUCUCUCAGCUGUUAUAAUCUAAAGUAUCCUGAUGAUCUGUUUAAGCCCUGAAUGAACUUUAUUCAAUAAAAAUAAUUUUUUGGUCUUCGUA